AUGGUAGUCUGCGCCAAAUACAAAACCAAGGGACUCGUUUGUGGGGCGGAAUUUCCUACUAAAGAGGAACUUGACCAACAUGAUAUCAACCAACAUCAAUAUGUGUAUUGUCAGUUUAAAUACUGCAAAUUUAUGUUAAGAGGACGCACCACAAAGACACGCCAAAGGAUGGACAGGCAUGAGCGCAAUCAUGCGGAGAAGAGGAAACACUUUCCAAAUGGACAUAAAGAUAUCCAAUCACCUUUAGUUACUCUAAAACAACUGCCAAAACCAUUGAUGGCUAUAACCGUUCCACCCCAAAUCUCUGCCUCCACAACAUCAGUGUCCAAGAAUUUCACCUCUGUGUCCCCUUGGACAAAGAGCACUCUGCCCAUUACUUGUCCUGAUAAGAUCUUGGACUCUGAUCAAGAAACAGAGAUUUAUGAACAUGACCAGAUGAGUUUAGGUGAACUCCGGGGAAGGAUUACGGCCAUCAGAGCCAAAAGUUCAACAACGUACAAGCGGAAAUUGAGGGAGAUAUCAUCGUCUGACUCAGACACUGGCUCUGACUCUGAUACUGAGAAGAAAGGGGAGCAGGUGGAGUCACCCAACGCUUCACCUGUGCGAUCCCCUAGCUCAGACACAGAAUCAUGUAAAUUGGACAAUGAAUCGUCAACACCUGCCACAGAACAGCCAUCGGGAGUACUCUCAGUAACUGAAAGUGUCCAGGACCAUAUGCCACCAUCAUCUCCAGAAGUAUUCAGACCUGAAUCUCCAAAUAUGGACAUUAUAAUACAAUCUAAACCACUGGAUUUGUCUAUGAAACGACCAACACCACAGAAGAAAACCAAAGUCAGUUAUAAACAACCGUGUCAUUGUGGAAAAUCUAUUCAAUACAUAACUAUUAACAUUGGCAAGUAACUGUAUUGUGUAUUUGAGCCCCUGCUUCUUCCAAGAAUACCAUAGGGGCCAUGUGUUUUAUUUAUUGACAUUUCUGAACCAUCUAGAAAACAGUCCAAUUUAUAUAUUCAAGUGUUAAACGCAGAUGUCAGACGGGAGCAGCUGGACACAGCGAUGUCCCCAACUAUAGUGUUAAUAAAUCAGCACUUUUGCUGAUGGACAUUUUUUAUAUACGGCAUUUUACGAUAAGUUUGUGCUCAUUUUAUAAUCAUCAUUCCUGUUCGAGGGCGAACAUUUUUUCAAAAGGGGGGAUAGUGUGACGACCGUCUAGCAAUAGUUCUAGAUAGUGUCAUUUUGUUCUUAGUACGCUAGACGGUGUCACAUUGUCUUACCUUGCUUCCGCCAUAAGUGGUGACUGAGUAGAUUUCUGUAAAGGUGGUGAAAUUUAACUUUAUUUGGAGAUUUUACUGCUCCCCGAAAUUAUUUUUGUGUUUAUGUGAGCUUCCGGGGUCACAGCCUCGUUUUGGAUUACGAUUCAUUUUAUUUAAUUACAUCAUAUUUUACCACUUUUGCAUAGUUUUUUCGAUGUAAAUGCAACAUGAUAUGAUCAAUAUUGAUUUAAAGAUCAAUAUGGUAAGUUUUUAUUCAAGUAAUGUUACGUACUUUUGCAGUAAAUCGGCAAUUUCAAAGUCACGUGAUAUUUUCAGCCAAUCAGAGGCCUUCUCUCUCACAUUCAAUUCACAUCUUCGUCAAUAUUCGUAAACAACAAAGGACAGAUAGGUAUGCUCUAAAUAUUUGGUUGAUUUGUAUGCUUCCCAAUUACUUUCCCGGUGUAAGAUAUAGUUUUACUUAAUUGUCGAACUAACACCAGACCCAGGGAUCGUAGGCAUUCAGCCAAUUACACUUUUUGAAGUGAGAUAUCAGUUUUUGGAAACGGCCGAUUCACACUUGUUGAAUUUUGGGCGGCCAUUUUUUGCAUCUCAUGCAGAUUCCAAAUUUUGAUGCCUUAAUUCAUCUCAGUGUCGAGAGUUGCAUUGGUAUUUUGCUUAUUUAAUUGAUCUUGAGUAUUUCAUUUAACUUUUGAGAAAGUAAGGCCGACUGAUUUUCAUUUUUGAAGUUACUUUUUCGAAGCUGUAUCUUUGUCAUUUUUCAUAGAAUUCUCAUUGACUUGAGCACAUGAUUUCAUAAACUCACAAUUUUUGAUAGUUUUAUAUAUUUGAGUAAUAUUUGAGCUU
Owenia fusiformis is the source of this 2114-nucleotide messenger RNA. The record is from the annotation of a GenBank genome assembly. Lineage: Eukaryota; Metazoa; Annelida; Polychaeta; Sabellida; Oweniidae.